This is a messenger RNA of Ilex paraguariensis (yerba mate), 759 nucleotides long. The record is from the annotation of a GenBank genome assembly. Lineage: Eukaryota; Viridiplantae; Streptophyta; Magnoliopsida; Aquifoliales; Aquifoliaceae.
AUGGGAACGCUUUUGUACCAUCUAGGUCAAGAUUGGUUGGCAGUGGCACAUACAGAGGCCCCACGCAGACCAACUACAAGAGGCUUGAAGCAUGGGAGGGCAAUUGUAGUGUCUACAUGUGCUGCUGUGGCAUCAAUCGUGACUGGUGUUCUUGCUGGUAUGCUUGCCCUGGGUGAAAGAUUGCCGUCAGCCCCAAUGGCUCGUCUCUCACUUUUGCUUGGAUGCACUUCCCUAGGUUAUGUUGUAUGUGAGGGACAUGAGGGUCUGAGUCUCAGAUUCUACUAUUUUAUGACUCUGAUUCAGAUCAAAGCCUCCAAUUGCAGGUUAUUCAUUAUUAUUGGUGUGAUUCUACUGAGUGACCUUAAGAGGCUAGAGGCUCAAUCAAUGGAGGAAGGAGCUACCCCCAUGAUUGAGGAUAAGAGGUUUGAAGUAGUGCUUGGUCUGGAAAAAUCAGGAUAUAUACGUGGUCGUGGGGCUGGUCCAAAGCCCACAACAUCUACAACUGGACAACGCAUCCGUGUACAACUAGAGAAGGAGAGUGAGGGAUUGAAGAGGCAAGCUGAAACAAAUAGGUUGCGUUGGGAGUUGUUGGAGAAGGAAAACAAUGAUUUGACUUUGCGACUAAUGUCCUUAAAGCCCAAUAUUGAUGUUGAGAUGCAAACACAAGUGCAUGUCGUGCUUCAAACUCAGCUCAUCACAUUUUUUCUGCAAAUGAAGGAGUUGGGGAAAUUCUUACCUCUCUUCAUUGUGAUAGGGUAA